UAGUAGUACUACCGGCACAAGAAAAAACACACACACACACACAUCCACACCACACUCCUCUGCUACUACUACUGCUCCCACUCUGCUCCCAAUCCCCUCGCCUCCCCCCGCUAGGAAGAAGGCUCCCCCAAUUCGCGGCGGAUUCGGGCCUCCGCUUUGCCGCGAUCUCCGAAUUCCGGGUGGGGGGUUUUUUGGUGUCCAAUUGGUGCGAAUUGUGGGUUGUGGUCGAUCUUGUGGCUGGCCGGAGGAGGAAGAGGGGGUUUCUGGAUUGGUGUGGUUUUUUUCUUGGAGUGAUCGAGAUUCGGGGUUCCUCGUGUGAUGCGGCGAUGGGCGAAUUGAGGCGGAAUUGGAGCGAAUCUCGGGUCCCCGAUGCCUGAUCUCUGAUUCUUGGUAGCUACAUUCUCCUGAUUGGUGCGAAUUUUUGGGGGAAUUUCUCGGAUCAAGAAUCGGCCCGCCUGUCCCUGCAAGAACAGGGGAAUUGGGGGAGGGAUUUGGAGGCGGGAGCGAUCGAUCCGGGCGGCGGCGGCGGCGGGAUGAUUGCGGCGGUCGGCCGGGGGCCGGAGGGGUGGGGCGAGGACGAGAUGUCGGUGCUGCCGCGGCACACCAAGGUGGUGGUCACCGGCAACAACCGCACCAAGUCCGUGCUCGUCGGCCUGCAUGGAGUCGUCAAGAAGGCCGUCGGCCUCGGUGGAUGGCAUUGGCUGGUGCUUACCAAUGGUAUAGAGGUAAAGCUGCAAAGAAAUGCUUUAAGUGUGAUUGAACCCCCAACUGGCAAUGAGGAUGAUGAUAAGUUUGACUGUGAAAACAUGCAGUGGAAUAGUUCAGAUUUGGCAUCCGAUGACGCACAAUCACCAAAGCCACAGAGGUCAAGGAGCAGGCAGCAUAGGGGGUUCCAUGCCAAAUCCUUCAGCCGCUCCAUGUCUUGUGAUUCCCACUCCAAGGCGUCCUUUUCUUCCUCGUCAAGGGCUCACACGAAAGUUGACCUGAGCAAACUGGAAAUGACUGCAUUGUGGAGAUAUUGGCGCCACUUCAAUCUUGAUGCUAGCCCCAAUCCAUCCAGGGAGCAGCUAGUGGAUGCUGUCCAGAGGCACUUUGUGUCACAGCAAUUGGAUGAGUUGCAGGUCAUCGUGGGCUUUGUGCAGGCCGCAAAGAGGCUGAAGACAAAUGUGAAAGUGGCCUGAUGGAGAACUGCUCGUCAACUAACAGAUUCAAGAUAGGAUGAAAAUGUUGCUAUGCUAUGUAAUAUAUGUGCAUGAGGUUGCUUAGAGUUGGAUGGCUAGAUUAAUGCACAACUAAAAACUCUUUGUUCAUCCUUUUUAUGUUAGCUCCCUGUGAUGUAGAUAUGCAGUAUGCUGGCAAAGGAUCGUGCAACCUCUAGCUCAGUUAUCUCCUGCUGACUGGAUGUUAAUUGACAUGACAAGUUAUAAAUCAGCUUCUCAUAUUUACCCUGGUCA
Oryza brachyantha (malo sina) is the source of this 1454-nucleotide messenger RNA. RefSeq lists its product as uncharacterized. Gene Ontology annotation, biological process: regulation of DNA-templated transcription. The coding region runs from base 534 to 1181 and encodes 215 amino acids. Gene Ontology annotation, cellular component: histone deacetylase complex. Lineage: Eukaryota; Viridiplantae; Streptophyta; Magnoliopsida; Poales; Poaceae. The transcript is spliced from 7 exons. Gene Ontology annotation, molecular function: transcription coregulator activity; protein binding. The record is from RefSeq and is a predicted model, not a curated record.